Messenger RNA from Belonocnema kinseyi, 1248 nucleotides. RefSeq names its product endonuclease G, mitochondrial (gene EndoG). NCBI's taxonomy places the organism in Eukaryota, Metazoa, Arthropoda, Insecta, Hymenoptera, Cynipidae. The coding region runs from base 95 to 1078 and encodes 327 amino acids. Gene Ontology annotation, biological process: apoptotic DNA fragmentation. The transcript is spliced from 5 exons. The record is from RefSeq and is a predicted model, not a curated record. Gene Ontology annotation, molecular function: single-stranded DNA endonuclease activity; RNA endonuclease activity; nucleic acid binding. Gene Ontology annotation, cellular component: nucleus; mitochondrial inner membrane.
GACUGCAUCUAGUCAUCUUAUCCCUAAGAACAUUGGGGAAAUUACGAAACCUUUCUAAGCUGUAGAUUUGUGAUUUAGAAAACAAAAAUAGAUAAUGGUGCACGCGUCAAAAAUUAUUCUGCGAGUCACUGCUUUUACGGGCGCGGGGUUAGGAGGAUGGUUCGCCGGAAAACAUUUCGAAAGACAGCAAUACCUGAACGAUGAAAAAGACAACAGAGCGAGCAUAUUUUCCAACGUAAACAUUAAGAAUAUGCCGUGUCUGCCGAUUUUCGGCACGGUUUCAGCAGCAACGCCAAUAGUACCAGCUGAAAAUCAAGCAGACAUGGGAGCAAAAUUAUCUGUACAAGGAUCAAGAAUUUCUCAAAUCAUGAAGUAUGGAUUCCCUGGUCUCGAUAAUGUCAGAUCGUUUGAUGAUUACGUUAUUUCUUACGACAGACGAAAUAGAGUUGCCCACUGGGUUUUCGAACAUCUCACAAAGGAAAGGGUGAAACCAAACAAAUUGGUGGAUCGCUCAAAAUGUGAAUUUACUCCCGAUAAAAGUAUACAUCCAUUUUUCAGGUCAGAAAACAGCGAUUAUAAAGGAAGCGGAUAUGAUCGGGGACAUCUAGCAGCAGCGGGGAAUCACAAAUUAGAACAAACUCAUAUAGAACAAACUUUUUUCUUAUCAAAUAUGGCUCCUCAAGUUGGCCGAGGAUUCAACAGGGAUUCUUGGAACAGGCUAGAGAAAUACGUUAGAACUUUAACAAAUGUAUACAAAGACGUGUAUGUCUGCACAGGCCCUUUGUAUCUGCCAAAAAGAGAGGCAGAUGGGAAAAAGUACGUCAAAUACGAAGUUAUUGGCAAUAAUCAUGUGGCUGUUCCGACUCAUUUUUAUAAAAUUGUCGUUGGAGAAACCGAGGACCAUAAAUUGGAAAUGGAGGCAUUUGUGAUGCCAAACGCACCUAUCGACGAUAAAGCUCCACUAAAAAAUUUCCAGGUUCCACCAGAAAGCAUUGAGCGUGCAGCAGGACUUUUAUUUUUCGACAGAAUAGCUCGCGAGAAACUAAAUAAAGUAAAUGGAAAAAGCGUUUGCAGCUGAUAAAGUAUUUUAAAUAGGAUAAAAUUGUAGGAAAAUAAUUGAGCGCAGUCUUGAUAAUUUUAUUUUAAAAUUUUAAUAAUUUGAUAAUGUAACUAGAGUGCAAUUACAAAAUUGACUAUGUACAGAGAGUACGUAGGAACAUAUCUAGUAAAAUUGUCCCAAAUAGUGUA